AUGAACCGUAACCGGCGAACGACACACUCAACCGAAUCUGGCCGGGACGUGCAGAUGAGCUUCGAUCAACGGUUGCAGGCGAACGCACGUGAACGCUAUCGAACGCACAGCGUCAACUCGGCGUUCAACAACCUGCGCCAGCUGAUACCGACGGAACCGCGCAACCGGAAGCUGUCCAAGAUCGAAACGUUGCGGCUCGCGAAGAGCUACAUCUCGCACCUGAUCGCGGUGCUCGUUACUGGAAAUGGACAGCGGCCAUGCGUCGAUACGAUCGGGCACCAGCGGUCGGAGGGUCUAUCGGAACAACCGGAUGAACCACCUGCGCGGCCACCUAUCUGCACGUUUUGUGUCACGUUCGACAAAAGCUAA
Molecule: messenger RNA, 369 nt
Organism: Anopheles nili
Lineage: Eukaryota; Metazoa; Arthropoda; Insecta; Diptera; Culicidae
Product: transcription factor 15
Exons: 2
Coding region: 1-369 (122 amino acids)
Biological process (GO): regulation of transcription by RNA polymerase II; developmental process
Molecular function (GO): RNA polymerase II transcription regulatory region sequence-specific DNA binding; protein dimerization activity; DNA-binding transcription factor activity, RNA polymerase II-specific
Source: RefSeq, a predicted model, not a curated record